AUGUCUGCCCCACCUUUCGUUCCAUCAAUUCCCCCACCCCUUCCUCCAGUAUGGACCGAACACGUCGGUCCGAACGGCACCGUGUACUAUCACAAUGCCCAGACAAAAGAGUCAACAUACAUCAGACCGUUACCAACUUUUCCUAUCGCUCAGCAAGCACCGCCCCUCCCUCCGAAAAAGAAAGAAAAGCCUGCGGUCAAGACGCCCGUACCCGGCACUGAUUGGCUCCGGGUCACGACAAAUCAGGGCAAUAUCUUCUACACUCAUAAGAUCAAAAAGGAGAGUCUUUGGACCGUCCCUGAAGAAAUUCAGGACGCUGUCAAGGCGCUUGAGGCAAAGGAGCAGGAAGACAAGCUUCAACAGGAAAGGGGGAAGCUCGAGGAAAGUGCGAGGAGGGUGCAGCUGGAGAGGGAGCAAGAGAUCGCCAGGGUCAAGGCGGAAGUCGAGGGCGCAGUCAAGCGAAAAGCUGAACUUGAUGUUCCCGUUGACGAGGUCGUCGUCUCGAAGAAAGCUAGGGUGGACGACGACGACGACGAAGCUGACGACGAUGAUGAUGACGACAGCGAGGAAGAGGAGUGGCAAAAGGAGGCUGCUGCACAGUUGGCUGCAGAAGCGGAGGAGGAAAAGAAGCUACGAGAAGAAGAGGAGAAACGAGCCAGAGAAGAGGAGGAAGAGGCAAAGAGUAGGGAGAGUAAGCUCCAGCUCAAUAUGCCAGAGCGAGUUGAUCUGUCCGUCGAAGAGGGCAAAGCACUAUUCAAGACGUUGCUUCGAGAGAAGGAUGUCAAUCCUCUUCACCCGUGGGACACUUCUCUACCUCUCUUCAUCUCGGAUCCUCGUUAUGUUCUCCUCCCAUCCGUUGCCGCACGUCGCGAAGCAUUUGAUGAAUAUUGUCGUGACCGCGCGCGCGAAUUGCGGCGAUCCCAGGUCAAGAGGGAGAAGGAAGAUCCUAAGCAAGAGUUCGAGCGUCUCUUGAACGAGGAAGUAACAAGUACACGGACGAGCUGGACCGACUUCCGCAGGAAAUGGAAGAAAGAUAGGCGCUUUUAUGGGUGGGGGAGGGAUGAUAGAGAAAGGGAGAAACGUUUUAGGGAGUUCCUCAAGACCCUUGGUGAAAAGAAGAGGGCUGCCGCUCAGAAGGCCGAAGCUGACUUCUUUACUUUGCUCAGAGAGAGUGGCGCCGUGAAAGAGGGCACAGUAUGGAAAGAUGUGAAACGACAUAUUACAAGCGACCCUCGGUACGAUGCCGUAGGCUCAUCUUCGUUACGUGAAGAGCUCUUCAAUACUUUCCUCAAAGCUCAUUCGCUCGGCGCAACGCCGCCAGACGCCACACAACAAGAUUCUGAUGGAGGUGCCCUCGACGGCAAUGUUCCUGACAAAGGACGACAGCGCCAAGAACGCAUGGAACGCGCUGUCAAAGAACGCGAAGAAAAGAUCAAGGCGGAGAGAGGUCGUGUUGAAGCAAGCAUCCACCAGUCGCGCAUGGGUCUCACUAAAGAGGAGGGCGAACUGGAGUUCAGGACACUUUUGACAGACGCGAUCCGUGAUCCACAGGCAACGUGGGACGCGGCCCUCCCUCAGUUGAGAACAGAUCCACGAUUCAAUUAUUCGCCACUCCCCGUCAAUCACCAACUACACCUCUUUCAUACACACGUCGGCCAACUCCGUGCAAAGCACCUCAGUAAUUUACACGCGCUAUUCGAAUCGCAUGCGCCGUUGCUCUCGAUGAGCUUCUCUGCUCUUCCGCUGCCACAAUUACUUUCUUCAAUGCCUGUCACGAAGCUUGGCUUUGACAUCAGUGGGCUGGAGGAAGAGUUCGAUAAGUGGCAGAGACAGCGGACACAUGACGCUCGGAUGGCAUUCGACGAGAUGUUGCAUGAGAAUUCGUUCGUGGAAUUUUGGGGCAGGUUGGGUAAAAUUGGCGGAGAAGGUGUUGAAGGAGGAGUCAAAAGAGACGAUAUGGGCCUCGAAGACGAAGGGGAGGCUGGAGGCGGCAACGUUGAUAUGAAGACAUUGGCGAAGAACGUGGACAUUGGCGAUGUCGAGAAGGUCUUGAAGAACGACAAGCGCUACAUCAAUUUCGAACAUGUUCCAGAGCAAAGAGAGCGCUGGCUUCGGGAAUAUCUCUCUCAACUCUCCGCUCCAAAACUGUCAGUUCAUCUGGCGGACUCGAGCGUAUGAUGAGCCCCUGUUGUUUUUGCACUAUCCGUCAUUGGUUGUAGGUUUCGUGGUGAAACGUUCUCUUGCUGCGACCCAUCUUUUCGUGAGCUUGCUGCAUCGAGUAACACUUAACUAAGUUUUGUCAAAUCUAUUGGCUAUUUCAAUAUCUGCUAUCUCGAUGUUUGUUUUAUUUCGU
This is a messenger RNA of Heterobasidion irregulare TC 32-1, 2353 nucleotides long. RefSeq lists its product as uncharacterized. Lineage: Eukaryota; Fungi; Basidiomycota; Agaricomycetes; Russulales; Bondarzewiaceae. The coding region runs from base 1 to 2178 and encodes 725 amino acids. The transcript is spliced from 9 exons. Gene Ontology annotation, cellular component: nucleus. The record is from RefSeq and is a predicted model, not a curated record. Gene Ontology annotation, molecular function: transcription coregulator activity; RNA polymerase binding.